Caenorhabditis remanei is the source of this 5673-nucleotide messenger RNA. RefSeq lists its product as uncharacterized. The transcript is spliced from 44 exons. The record is from RefSeq and is a predicted model, not a curated record. Bases 1 to 5673 code for a protein of 1890 amino acids. NCBI's taxonomy places the organism in Eukaryota, Metazoa, Nematoda, Chromadorea, Rhabditida, Rhabditidae.
AUGAAUCUCAAACUUCUUCUCGGUCUCCUAUUCAUUGUUUGGAGAUCGACGUCAGCGGAAGAAUACACGAAUCACUGGAGAGCAACUGAAGACGUCGCUAAUGUUGAAUUCUGUUCACACGACAGUUUCAAAAAAGAUUCAAAUUGUAUUUGUAAUGUUGACUACACCGGUAACUUCUGUCUGAACAGAAAAUGUCGCAACUUCGGUUUUGAUGGACAACUUCUUCAAACAAAAACAGACCGCUGCAUCUGUCCCCCCGGAUUUCUUGGAAGAAACUGUGAACCAGUAUCUUGCGUUCCUGGUAAAUAUCAAGUGUACUCAACGUCAAAAAAUGAGAAAACCAUUUCUUUGCUGGCUUCGUUCAAUACGAAAUUACAAGAAACAUGGGAAACUGGAGAUAUUGGUCAACUUAUUUGUAGCAAGGAGGCUUAUGGAAGAAAUUUCAACUACAACUAUGAGAAUGCCCAGCUUUUCACAAAAAAUGAGAACGCAACAGAAUGCUAUAGGAAAGUAGAAACCUUCCUAACUCCUGAUCCUUGUCUAGACGAUAAUAAUAAUCCAAUACCCUGCUUUCCGUUAGAUAUCAAUAAUUUGAACUCUCUCGUUCAAAACUCCCCUCCCAAUUCAAUUAUCAACGUUCUCGUCUACAAUAAUACCGGAUUUCUUGCAAAUGACCCAGGAUUAGCUUAUUUGAGUGACAUCGCGUCAGCCACUCUUGGAACAUUUGUCCUACCCAGUAUCAAAGCUGUCAACGAACAAUACGGAAUUGUUAGCACUCUUCUUGAUAAUUGGGACCAAGGAUUUCAGUUAUCCAACGUUUACACAAAUGCUAUGAAAACCAUGCCGGUCGAUAAUACACUUGAUUUGUUUGUGGCGGUACAGACCGAAUAUGGAGAUGAUGCUAUUUUCAAUGUCAAUCCGAUGCCGACAGUUGUGAGCAAAACAGAUUUUUGGAAGCUUUACAAAAUAACCAAAGAGACGUUCCCACCCCAUCUCACGAUAACUAAUCAGAAAGAUAAUACGCAAAUUCUUGUCUACUCUUCUGGAGGUCUGACUCCUUACUCUGCGUUCACAAGUGAUAAAACGGAUGAUGAAUCAAUGGUUGUGGAUGCAGCGUACAGUAUUUCUGUAAAUGGAACUGGAUACCCUCUCGUUGUCCGAUUUGAAUCGGGUAACGCAGCGUUGGAUUAUGAUGUAGGCUUCAGACAACUAGGAUCAUCGAACUCAAUUACUCUCGGAUCUUCGUUUUCUAAUCGAUCGUACUGUCAGUUUAAUUUUCAAGUUGAUGCCACUUGCAAUACAGUAGGUCCCUCUGUCGUUACGAUCGUCACUCCAGACAACGCACGUUCAGUCUCGUUCCCAGUUUAUUGUGCAAGCUAUAACUACGCAAGUAGAAAAUACAACAACUUUGUUUCGGAGGUAAUGGAAAUAAAGCAUUUCGAGAGCAGUCAAACUUUCUCAAGAGAUAUGGCAUGCGGUGCUGAAAUUGAUCAUGAAACAUAUGGAAAGCGUACUUUUGUGAUAAUUGCGGAAAAUUCGAAGAAUACCACCGAUUCGUCAAAAAGUUCAGUUGACAAUGUUUUCCGUAACAAGAACAGUAUUUUCUAUCAACUCACUGAUCUUCUAAACACUGACGGCUAUUCGGGUAAUCGAUGGUACAGUAAUUUUGUUGCUGUGUUGAAUGAUGGCUCGACUUCGACACCACAGACAAGCUCUGACUAUGGAAUCUUUUUGACCAAAGUGAUGGACGCUACCAGUAGUUCUCCAAUCGUUGAUAAUUUUAAACCAGAUGCUGUGUCUAUCAACAAUUUAUUAACAUCAACAAUUCAGUCAUCCACUCCAUAUUCAGAUAUACUUUUUGUCGUGAACUAUAAUGUUUCUGUUAGUGAUGGUGAUUCAACAGCAAUCAAAGCGGCUUUGGAAAAGCAAAGAUCGAAGUUGUUCGUUUUAUUUGUUCAAACCAACAUGCAGUAUGGAAGUGAUAUCUACACGUAUACGAAUGAUUUGGCUAUUUCAAGUGGAGGAGUUGCUAUUCGAUUGAAUAGUUACGAUGACUUGCAUGUCUUCUUUGAACAGUACUUCAAACGUCUUGUGAGUAGUGAUAUCGUAGCAAAAGCAUAUUCCGAGAAUAUGAAAGCCGGAAUCGCUCUAAACAAUGUCUAUCUACUCAACAUCACCUACUAUCUUCUAAUUACUAAUGAAAAUUUGGCUGGUGAUGGCCCGGUGACUGCAACUGUGAAUGUUAACAACCUUAACGUCACUGCUGUCAAUACAUCUUUCAUCGGUGAGCUCCAACUGUUCAGUGUCACUCCAUCAACUGCUGGUGUAUACAACAUUCCUAUAAUGUUUUCUACCUCUGGAUUUGCACAGUUUGUAAGUGGCGCGUUUACACCAGUGAUUUAUUCUUCUAAACCGUUCGGGGCGGGUUCUGCUAUUUCUGUCACUUACAGUGAUGCGGCAAAUCCAGCAAAGCCAGUAUACAGCGGAAACAUUACUAACACUGCAAUCUGCUCAAGUUAUUCAAACUAUAUCUGGACUACACCGUUUAAUUGGAAAUGUAGCAUUUCUGGUGGCUUAUACCAUGUCAAGAUUGACAGAAUAACAGAAGAUGGGAGCAUUUCACGAACAUUCCCCAUCACAUGUAUUGGUCCAAAUGCUGGUGGUUGUUUGAAUGGAGGAAGUCUUGCGGCGGGAGGUGACUGUUCUUGUCCUUUGGAAUAUACUGGAUCAAAAUGUGAAACCCCCCGCUGUUUGAAUGGAGGAACCGUCACACCAGCGGACACCUGCACAUGUAUGAUUCCAUUUACUGGAGAUUUCUGUGAAACUGCUUAUCCGGCAUGUUCAAAUUCACCGUCUCAACCCGACUAUCGUUCUGAUCUUUCUUCACUAGUAAUUGUUGCUGAUGUGAACGCCCUCUCUAGUGGAGUGCUUUCCUCAGAUAUUGGCGUAACUGGAGUUCCAAUCACUGUGAUUCUCUAUGGCGAUGCGAGUGGUCCAAGAAUUGUUUUAUCCACUACAAACAGUCAGCAUCUUACUGAUGUUCUGGGCGCCUCUGCAAUACCAUCACCAUCUGCUCCAACGCCCAGCAGUAGCAGUGAUAUGUAUAAAGCAUUGAAUCUUGCUCUCACCAAUCAGUUAACUAACAGGGCAUACAUUGUUGUGUAUACUUCUAAUGCGGAUGUUCCAGUCGAUCAAGAUUUCUUGAUCCGACUUGCAGUUAGAAGAGCUGAAGUUAGAGUGCUUUCGGUUUCAGGCACAGAAAGUACAAACUCGCUUACACUCUCUUUGGUUGGAAACGGAAUUCCAAUCGCUGUUACAGGUUCUGAACAUUUCCAAAGUUACUUGACUAAUUACGUUGGGCCGUUAUUCCAAUCUUUACAAUAUCGAGCAAACAUCCCACAACCAGUGUUCAACGUUUACAAAACAGAUAAAUUAACUGGUGACUUGAGUGUGAAUAUUCCAAUAGAUUCCACAUUUGAUAAUGCGAAGAUCAACAUUUUUGUCUACAUAUACAAAGGAUAUAUUGACGGAUAUGACAGCAUUGAAAAACAAGCUGGAGACUUUACCAUGUACAAUAUUGUCGGUUACAAUCCCAAAGAAGUAAAAACACUUCCAUUAAAAUUGUUCACUUCUGGCAAAAACGGAUACUAUUCAAUAGAAAUUGUUGGGUACUUUAAGACAGCUUACGGUUUCAACAGGAACAAUACAAAUGGAUCCAACGAAGUUCUCAAUUCGGGAGUCACUUACAAUGUGGACAAUACAAUGCAUAUCUAUUCUGUACCUGCAGCCGACAACCUUUCUCCUACUAACCCAGGCAAAUUCCCGUAUUUGGCUCUCAGAGAAAUCAACAACAAUGGAUCUUUGUCUGACUCACAAACUGUUCUUUUCACGCGUAAAACAGGCGACGAUUGUUUCUUCCAACAUUUUACAACUCUCGACGUCUGCUCGCAAAGUUCCACAAUUGGUUAUCAAGUUCAGUUAACAACACGGUUGUCUGAAACAGAGAAUCGUCAGCAACAGUUUGUUCUCACCUGCUUCAAAUCUACCUAUGCGGACGGUAAUACUACUUGCAAGGGACACGGUCCACCAGCGACAUUACCAGUGGAUUAUUGUAAAUGUGACAAUAAUUUCGGAGGAAUCGACUGCACAGAGCCAGUUUGUGUCAAUGGAGGAGUCCGAGAUAUGUCAGUAUGCCGUUGCCCUGUUGAUAAUUACGGAUUGUUGUGCAACAACACGUUCGGUCAAUCACCACCAGUAACAACAUCAGCUCCAGCAACAUUAGCUCCAACAACAUUAGCUCCAACAACUACGUACAUUUCGUCUUCCACAAAUGUCCCAUCUACCUCAACUACACCUCUUCCAUCAACUAUCACGACUACAUCUCCAAAUGUAGUUCGAGUUGUUGCUUUCGUCAUUGACUGUAUUGGAUCUGACGAUUUCGCCUUUAACCAAACAAUACAAUCUAUUGGGGAGUAUUACAAAUCGUUCGGAAACAGUCAUUGGGUUAUGCUGAUAUCAAACAUCGAUGGGGACGUUUUAGAAUUUCCAUUCCAACAAUAUCAAAACGAAUCAUCGAUUGUGAACAAGACAAUGCUGUUUUGGAAUGAUAGAUAUAUUGCAAGUAGAAAUUCCAGUCUGACCUACGCACUGAACAAAAUCAACAAAGCUUUCAUGGAUAGAAAGACACAAUUUGAAGGUGCACUCAGUUCUAACAUUUUCUAUCUCACUCAAAUAAGUCUCAAAGACAGUGAUGAUCCAACAGCAGCUCUUGUCGGGCUGGAACAGUUCCAAAAAAGUUCCGUUGUAUUCUCCUCAUUUACAAAAAAAGCAGAUCAGGCAGUCUUGGAUUCGUUGAAAAAAUUCAGUGCCAAUGCUACCGCUGCACAAACGUAUUUUGACGGUUUACAAGCAAUGGUGACGGAUACAAUGGACAACACUGGAGCGAGUUUGCCCACUAAACCUCCUACCCUCAGCUGUGUGUACGGACUGCAAUCAAACAUCAAACUAGCCAUCGACCGUUCAAAAUGUACUGAUGAAAUCAGUAACAGAUUAAACACAUUCCUCAUAAACUUCCGAUUUCCUUUCAAUUAUAUUGAAAAUGAUGAAGACAGAUGUGGAACUACAAACCCAUUACCGUACUUCUACAGAGAGCGAACUGCUUUAACUGCACUAUCUUAUUAUCAAAUCUAUUUGACUACCGCCAACUUCUGCCCGUCCCAAUAUACUUCACAGAUUAAUUCCCCUGUCAUGGGAACAACCGAUGCUCCGACAUUCAGUACUAGAUUGUGGAAUGCAAUUGGGAGAAAUAUCAACAGUUAUAGUUGUAGUUGCACAAGAUUCGCAGAUGCUAACACAAUGAAGAUCAUUCUUUGGCUACCUCGAGCUCCAGCAGACAUAACAGAUGAAUACGUGGGAUUCCUCAAAUUGAAUACCACCAACGCGUAUCAUUUCGUUGUUCCAUUUUACGAUAUCACUGAAGACAGCAAGGCACAACCCAAUGGAGGAAAUUACUAUUUGUUACCGAACGCCGCGACAGCUACUGAUUUACAAAAAGAUGUUAUUGACGUCCUUCACAACAAGCUCUGCGAAACCUAUGGUGUCGAUCCCACCAACGUUCCACCUUCAUUCUUUGAAUCAAACAUUGAAAAUAGGCACAAUGACUAUUACUACUGA